Molecule: messenger RNA, 1365 nt
Organism: Blastomyces gilchristii SLH14081
Lineage: Eukaryota; Fungi; Ascomycota; Eurotiomycetes; Onygenales; Ajellomycetaceae
Exons: 2
Coding region: 1-1365 (454 amino acids)
Cellular component (GO): membrane
Source: RefSeq, a predicted model, not a curated record
AUGCCCGCGCAUCCAAUCGAGAGCUGGGCGGCGGCGGGGUGUUCUUCGUCUCUCGAACACCAACCCCCAGACAGCUCCUCCGUUGAUGAGCAAUGCCCUCAAGCAGAAGAAGAUAUAAUAACAGUUAUCGAACAAGCUCCCUCGGAGCCGUUACCUAGCAAACAAGCGCAUGCCGAACAGACAUACGCCGAGGAAGACGAAGAACUUCAAUCAUCUUCCUCUCGCCCGUGCACAGUCAUAGCAGCAGUUGCUCCCUCUCCCUCCAUCCGCUCACACUCAUGCCCAGCGGACGCCCUACUACCUAGCCAUACUACUACUACUACUACUCCUCCUCCUACUCAUAAUAAUGAUGUAUCGGGCUCUCAAUCUACGCUUGCCCACCGCUCUCCUCCAGCCAGCUGCGAACCACCAAGGGGCGCAAGCAGUGAGGACAAACGGAGCACCGUGGUGCAAUCAUGGCGCCGCAAGCUCCGGCACACAUGGCUCAUGAGCAAGGGGAUGGUCAUGGUGAUGCUGGCGCAAUUCUUCGGCUCGUCUAUGAAUGUCAUGACCCGUACGCUGCAGCUGGAUGGGAGCCAUGGGAAGGGAAUGCAUCCGUUUCAGAUCCUCUUCGCCCGCAUGGGCAUGACCGUCCUCCUCAGCCUCCUCUACAUGCUCUACGCCCGCGUCCCCCACCCCUUCGGCAUCCGCUCCAUCCGGCCCCUCCUCCUCCUACGCGGCGUAAGCGGCUUCAUCGGCGUCUUCGGCCUCUACUACUCGCUCCUCUACCUCGCCCUCUCGGAAGCCACCGUGCUCACCUUCCUAGCCCCCAUCGGCAGCUGCUACGCCUGCUCGCUAACCAUGCCCAACGAGACCUUCACGCGCAGACAGCAGUUAGCAGCGCUGUCGUCGCUGGUGGGCGUCGUGCUGAUUGCAAGGCCCGCGUCGUUGUUUCGUGGGUUUGCUGAACAGCACCAUCACCAGCAGCAGCACCAGCAGCAGCAGCAGGAGGAGCAGGUAUCCGCGACAGGCGCAGCCCAAGAUCCCUACCAACGUACCCUCGGCACCCUAGCUGCGCUCCUAGGCGUCACCGGCGCCACGGUCGCCUACACCUCCAUCCGCAUCAUCGGGAAACGCACGCACCCGCUCGUCAGCGUCACGUAUUUCAGCGGCAUAACCACCAUCAUUUCGCUACUGGGCGUCGCGCUGAUACCGGCCAUCAGCUUCCGGCUGCCGGGCAACAUGGCGGAACUUCUGCUCCUGCUCGGCCUGGGGACGUGCGGGUUCCUAUUGCAGUUUUUGCUCACGGCCGGCUUGUCGUAUGUACCGCCGCCGUCGGUUAUGGAAGAAAGGGAAAAGGAGGUGGGAGGGGUUCUGGGGGGGUGA